Messenger RNA from Trematosphaeria pertusa, 880 nucleotides. RefSeq lists its product as uncharacterized. The transcript has 2 exons. NCBI's taxonomy places the organism in Eukaryota, Fungi, Ascomycota, Dothideomycetes, Pleosporales, Trematosphaeriaceae. The coding region runs from base 395 to 880 and encodes 161 amino acids. The record is from RefSeq and is a predicted model, not a curated record.
CGGCAUACCGAGCUCGUGGACAGAGAGGGGAAGGCGAGAAUGCAUAUGCCUGCCUUGACGCGCCCCACUGCCUCCUCCGGUAUUUCGCAACUUGAAGCAUCUUUCCCGUCUCCAAGGUCCGCUCAUCGGAAUGAAACUAGCCGCGUUGUAGCAGAUUCCUAUUAGGCUAUACUCCGACCCCUUCGAACGCAGUCCGUAGAGGUUGGAACAAGCAUAGGAUCAUGUGUCAUGCCCGUGGCAGUUCUCUGGUCGGCUAUUGCAAAGCCGGUAUCUGGUGUUCAGUUGCAUUCCUCGUUCACUUGUUCAUCAGCAGCCCCGGUCUCGCUUUCCUCCCGAGGUCCUCUAUUCGCCGUCAACUUCUCUUGCUCAAGGCGCCUGUUUGAAGGUCAUAGCGAUGAACACCUUCCAACUCUUUUGCGCUCUAUGCAGUCUCUCUCACGGCGUCUUUGGCGUGGCCAUCCCAGGACAGUUUACUCAAGCACCAUUACCACCAAGCAAACCGGAUACCAAGACGUCAGUUCCGUUCUACGCCACAAAGGCAAUACUCGCCGUUACAGCAGUCGGGGAUGAGGAUGAGAAGUAUAUUGAGUUACCCCUCCGCCAACGCAUGCCACCCGGCCCCGAAUUUCCGUAUCGUUUGGACGGCGCGAGGAUUGUGGCCUUAAUGAACGAGCAGCGACAGUCAGCACCGCUAGAAGAACUUGGCCUUAUCAUGUGUAGGAUUAUGCCAAGAGAUGCGGUGGAAGAAGAGGUAUCCUCUACGUCACGGAAUAGAGAGUGGCCAUGGUUCAGAGCCAAGGAUGGUGCCGUGCAGUUCCAGCAGGCUUCAUCGGUGUGGUUCUUAGCGGAUAGAGACAUAGAAAGCUACGAAUGCAGAUGA